Messenger RNA from Recurvomyces mirabilis, 924 nucleotides. RefSeq lists its product as uncharacterized. Lineage: Eukaryota; Fungi; Ascomycota; Dothideomycetes; Mycosphaerellales; Teratosphaeriaceae. The record is from RefSeq and is a predicted model, not a curated record. Bases 1 to 924 code for a protein of 307 amino acids. The transcript has a single exon.
AUGUCACACCAGCAAAACAAGCUGCGAAUAGGUUACAUACCCGAACACUUCUCCACGCCCCUCCACUUCGCCCAAAAGCACUGUAAUCUAAACGCCGACCUGAUCGCGGAACCUCUCGGCACAGGCGCGCUUACAGCCCGUCUAAAAGCACCCUCUUCCGACCCAAAAGCCUUCGAUGUCGCGAUCGGGUUAACAGAGGGCUUCGUCGCGGAUCUCGGACGGAGUAGAGCUGGUGGUAAAGAAGCCGGCUUCGGACUGGUGGGGACGUAUGUGCAGAGUCCACUGUGCUGGGCUAUAAGUACGGGAGCGGAGAGGGACGAUAUCAAGACCGUAGAGGAUUUGAGGGGGAAGAGGGUGGGUGUGAGUCGGAUCGGGAGCGGGAGUUAUGUCAUGUCGUAUGUCCUUGCGGACUCACACGGAUGGUUAGAACAGGGGAAAGAAGAGCCUUUCGGGAUAGAAGUCAUUGGUGAUUUCGCCGCGUUGCGCAACAGUGUGAGGAAGGACGAAGGGGCGAAGGAGACGGACUUCUUCAUGUGGGAGCACUUCACCACAAAACACUACUGGGACAACGGGGAGUUGAAACGGAUAGGGGAGAUCUACACCCCGUGGCCUAGCUGGAUGAUCGCCGCCCGAGAUCCCUUAGACCCUCGGUUGGGACAGAUGUUCGAGGCGAUUGAUAAGGGUGUACAGUAUUACAAGACGCAUAAGGAGGAGGCGGUCGAGUAUAUAUCCACGGCGAUGCAUUAUUCCAAGACCGAUGCCGAGGCGUGGAUGGAGACGGUGAGAUUUGCGGAGGAAGGGGUUAGGGGGGUGAAGGUGGGCGUCAUGGGGGAUACGGUCAAAGUGCUCAAGAAAGCCGGAGUGUUAGAUGAAAAGGCUGGAGAUGGGGGGGAUGGGAUGGUGGCGAUUGUGCGAGGGCCAUAA